AUGGGGAUGACAGAGCUGUCACAGCUUACACCCAUGAGGAGUAUAGCUUCCAUGUCUAGCAUGAGUUUCACAAACACUCAUGAUGAUUCAAGCACUCAAUCGCUGGAACUCAUUACUAUUAAUGAUCUCUAUGACACUGAAGAUUUUGGUGACUUUUGGAUAGCUGCAAGGGUAAAUGGUGUGGAAAAACCAAGUGAUUGGUUUUAUAUUUCAUGUCCUCAUAAGGACUGCAAUAAAGCACUCAAACUUUCUGAGGGUGUCAAUAAGUGUUUCAAAUGUAAUCAAAUCCCUGAUGGUAGUGUUAGAAAGUAUAAACUUAGAGUGCGUGUGGUUGACAUGAAGGGUACUGCAUCCUUUUUGCUAUGGGAUAGGGAAUGCAUGGAUUUGCUAGGUAUUGUAGCAGAAGACCUAUAUGAAAGGAAUUUGAAUAACCUUGGACACAUAAAGGAGAUAUAUGAACUCAUAGGGAGGACAAUGCUUUUCAAGAUUUCAGCAAAGAAGGAACACUUUGUUCGUCGUAAUAUCCCAUUUCCUGUAGUGAAAAUUAACACUGACCAGUUAGUGCUGCAACAACUCUGCCCUGAUCUUCUAGCUUUAGAAGAAAAUGACUUUAACUCUGAAGGCCCUAUAAGCGAGGGGGAUGAUAAAUUUUUGGAGGGGUUUGAGAGUGAUGAGGGGGAGAGUCCUGUUGCUCUGUUGGCUCCAACGAGUAGUACAAAUUGUACUACUGAUGGACCAGUCAAGCGUUGUUUGCUUGAUUCAUUCUCCUCAACCAAGGGUGGAAAGAAAGUGAAGCAAUGCCAUGUCAAUUGGGUUACUAUUGUGUAUGACAGUUAUGUUUUGUUUCUGGUGUUGCUUUCUGUUUUAAACUGUACCCCGAAUUUCGCUAUUGGUUAUGAUUCAAGGUCUAAGGGCAGGAGAUGUAAAGCAGAAACUUUGAGCAAAGUUGGAGCACUGCUAUAA
Ipomoea triloba (trilobed morning glory) is the source of this 963-nucleotide messenger RNA. RefSeq lists its product as uncharacterized. The transcript has 6 exons. Bases 1 to 963 code for a protein of 320 amino acids. The record is from RefSeq and is a predicted model, not a curated record. Lineage: Eukaryota; Viridiplantae; Streptophyta; Magnoliopsida; Solanales; Convolvulaceae.